This is a messenger RNA of Cherax quadricarinatus, 2681 nucleotides long. RefSeq names its product CCAAT/enhancer-binding protein gamma. Gene Ontology annotation, biological process: DNA-templated transcription; regulation of transcription by RNA polymerase II. Gene Ontology annotation, molecular function: DNA-binding transcription factor activity, RNA polymerase II-specific; RNA polymerase II cis-regulatory region sequence-specific DNA binding. Lineage: Eukaryota; Metazoa; Arthropoda; Malacostraca; Decapoda; Parastacidae. The record is from RefSeq and is a predicted model, not a curated record.
UACAAGAGAGUAACACGCACUAGUGAUAUUUUACGAAUUUUCGUAUUCCUGACCUGUUUGUUUAAUUUUUCUUGUGUGGGAAGCUGACAGUGACGCAGAUGAAGUAAGGAAGCGUCAUGGCAAGCAUUGCACGUGUAGACUUUAGCUUGUUGGAUAUUCUUGUCUGUUUCAAGGCGUCGUCUAGAGAGAAAAUAUUGGCUCAUUGAAAGGUUUAUCAAGCGAGAGUGGUUUGCACUUUGGGGGGGGGACAGCCCCUGGUGAUUGAGCUUGUGUGUCCUUGGAAUGGUAGUAAACAUCAAGCAGGAAGAACACUAUAAAUUACCACUAUAAGAUCUAGUAAAAGACCAUCUUUGUUAUUUGCCAAAGUGGAAAAUUCUCACGCCAAUCUACCUUUCCACUUCAGAGCUUCAGUAGUAGUGAUGGCACCAAAGAUUGAAGGGAUAGACAACGAGAGUGGUGAAGACUCUUCUAAUGGGAGCUCAACCUCUCGUCGGCCAAUCAAAAGUACUGAGGAAUACCGGAAGCGUCGUGAGCGCAACAACCAGGCUGUAAAAAAGUCACGCAUGAAGACAAAAAUGAAGACCCAACAAAUGGUGGAAAAGGUCACACAAUUAAAGAAUGAAAAUGAGGAACUAGAAGAGAACAUAAAGAUCCUCAAUAAAGAAUUAGACAUGCUUAAGUCUAUUUUUGUUGCUCAUGCAGGAAAUGCUCAUGGUGUGCAAGUGAAUGAUGCUGAGUUAAGCAGGAUGCUGGGCGGGAGCCCUGAGGUGGAUGAAGGUGCGUCCCUCUUGAUGAGCCUUUCCCAGGCCCCCCCCCAUAACUUGGCUUAAACAAAAGCCUCACAUGAACCAAUGACAACACACAAGCCUUCAUGGAAGCUCUUCCAAGUGAGGCAGUAAUUGAUCUCUGAUGCAUAGUCUUGUUCUUUUCCAGCAACAAAAGCACAAGAACCAAAAUUACUUAGUCAAGUUUACUAAGUAGUAAAGCUCAAGAAUAUUUUAAGUAUUGUUUCCCAUGGAAAUACUUGUAUGAUUAAUUGGCUGUGUAAGGCUGGAAAAUAAAAUAUUAUGCACAGCUAUCAUAAAGCCAUACCUAUUGUACCUGGAUACAUUGUCACAGCAUCUCUUGUGACUGCUUCAAAUUUUACAUUGUCAGUGUUACAGUAUUGUGGCUUCACUGAAUUUGUCAUAUAUAAUGACUGACUUUAGACUUCUUCCAUUAAUAUUCCUCUUCUUAUGGGUAUCUCUGCCAUGCAGUGCUUAAUGACCCUCAUGGGUUUUGCACUUUCAUGAAUAUUAUUCUAUUAAUAUUGUGAAACUAAAAUGUUUAGAACUAAUGUUGUAAUGGCAUUUUCUUUUACAGAUUAAGUGCCAAUAUUAUAAUUCUUAAAGGAAAUUAAUUGAGUGCUAUAUAUAUUAGGAUCUCCAAAUAGCCCAUAUAUGAAACGGUUCUGCCUUCUAAUGCUCUCUCUACUUCACAAGUCACUUUUUAAAGAUAAAGCUUUUUAUAUUAGUUUACAGUACGUAUACAAAUUUGUGAUGUCCAGAAUGGCUGGUUAAUAUUCUUACUUCAUUUAUUUAUAUGAACAAAACAUUAAAAAAAAAAUGCUUUUGCAGUGUUUACCAAUGACCACUGGGUUUGUAUUUAAAUGCUGUAUGCCAUUACUUUUAGUAAAGGUUUAAGUAUGACUUAUAAAUUUUUGCAGGCAUCAUAUUUUACUCAGGGGACCCAGCAACCUAAGUGGUGAACCUCAUUCUUCUCCAUUACAUUAAAUAUUUCAAUCCUUGAGAAAUUAUAAUAAAAUGCUAGUGUUUAGGAAUUAAGAAUGCUUCUUGAAAAAAAAAAGUCUUGCAUACCACCUUCAGCUACACUGAAUGAAAUGGCAUAUUGCCAAGUAUAAAGAUGAAGUUGAAGAAUAAGCUUUUAUUUGGUCAAGGUUUCACUGUUUAGAGCUUGUCGCUAUAAGAAACACCCCAAUAAAUGCUUGUUCUGUAACUAUUAUUGAACUUCAUUAACAUGGAAUUAUACGUGCUCGCAAAUUACUUGUAGUAUUACUGAAGCAAGGGAAUGAUGAUUGCCAUUUCAUUACUUCAUGACAUUUAAACUGGGAUGAUCAUUGAUAAUACAUUAAUAGUAUAUUAAUAAUGAUCCUGUUCAUGAAAAAAGGGCCUUAAUGUCCAACACUUAAGGAAGUACAAACUACCAACACAGUAAUUAGAAGUCAUAGUUGCCCCAUUUUUUUAUACAUAAACAGUUUAGUUCAGUGCACCUUCACCAAUAUCUUUAAGAGUUUCAUUAAUACACUGGGAAAUUUGUUAGAGUAAAAUGUGUUGUAUUAUGUAACUAGUAAAUGCAUGGAGUCUUGCUACUUAGCACCUGCAUUGUUGUGUACAUUUAGCUUCAAGCCUGUUACUGGGUGUGUGUGAUUCUUUGCCAUAUUAAAACACAAAAUAUAGUCUUUUGAGUUUGGGUUUUGGUAAGAUUAGUGGUCAUAUUUUCACCUUUUAUUUCAAAAAAGUUUUUAGUGCCCCAGAUGCUCAGAGAACCAGAAUUUUUUAUUUCAUAUAUUCUAUAGAAUGUGGAGUUGCAAAACUCUCUUAAGUGUUUGUGGGAAUCAUGAUUUUAAAACUAAAAUGUUUUUUUAAAUAUUGUCUAAAGUACAAAGUAAACAACUUUCACAA